AGAGAAUCAGCAUUAAGUCUAUAACUUUUUUUAUUUAGUGCUCCUUUUCUUUUAAUGAUUAAUGUUAAUGUUGAUCAUUUAGAGUUUAUACAUUUUGGAAACGAACUUAAAUGGAGGUGAUUUAGUUGUGUAGUAUAGCUCAUGCCAUGAGGGAAAUGAAUAAUAGAGGAGAAGAUUUGGUUUCGUAAUUGGGAAUUCAAAAAUGGGAGUCUGUUGAAGGAUUCUUCAAAGUUCCGUAUUGAGCUGACAAAAAAAUGAUGCCUAUUUGUUCUGCUACCCCAAGCUGUUCUUCUCAUUCACUGGUUUCAUUCCAUGGAGGUCUGCGGCCCUUUUGUCCAUUCAGGAAUGAUUUAGAUUACAGAUGCAUCACAGAAGACAGAUCUAUUUUUGGUUUGCCAAAUGGAACUCAUCUGCAAAGAAUUUCUUUUAAGACGCAAGCUGCAAAAUCUUUAUAUUCCCAUGUUAAUGAUUGGACCUCUGCGAUUGGUGAGAAAUUGGAGCGUAUAGGAAGUUAUAGCAUAUCUGCUACGGAAGAGGGACUGGCAGACAUUACUGACCUGUCACCUGAGAGUGCAGAUAGUUUAACAAGUGCUGUGGAACCUGAUAUCGUGUCUAGUGGUGUUAUAACACCACAAAGUUCCAGUGUGGUAUUAGAUGUGGAAAAUAAUUCAUUAUCCAGUGUGAAGACUGGUUUUGAAAAUUUAUUUGAUGGUGUUCGGGACUCCUUGAGCACUUCUAUUAAUAAGGGAGAAAACGCUUUGCAAAGCUCGCUAGAUACAAUUACUUCAUCGACCACGUCAAUUACUAAAAGUGCUAAUGAAACAGUGGAUAACGCUUUUAAUAGGAUCUUUUCAGCUGUAGAUCAAACAAAAGGAUCUGCUAACAAUAAAUUGACUAGCUUUUCAAGCGACUUGAAGGUAGCUGCAAGUAAAGCAGCAGGCUUUUCGGUUGAUGUGCUGAGAGGCACAAUAGUUGCAGUGGAAAAUUCUGUAACAAAAGGCGCUUCGUUGAUUGUUUAUUCUUAUGGUUCUGCAAAGGAGAUGCUUCCUCCAGAGAUCAAGGAUGCUCUAAAUUUUUCUGAAGAAAAAACAGUCCAAAUAUUGAGUCCAGUUGGUGCAGCUUCUCAACAGAUUUUUACUGCUAUAGCAGAGCUGGAGAAGUUUAUUGGCUUAGAUCCAAAUGAUCCAGUUGUUCCAUUUUUUGUUAUUCUCGGAACCUCGGCCAGCCUUUGGGUUUUCUAUCGGGUGCGGGUAUAUGGUGGUUAUUCUGGAGACUUAACUCCUCAGUCAACUUUAGAGCUCUUAACUGGGAGGGAGGAUGCUGUUCUCAUUGAUGUUCGGCCCGAGGUUCUAAGAGAAAGAGAUGGCAUUCCUGAUCUUAGGCGAGCAGCUCGAUCUCGUUAUGCAAGUGUAACUUUACCAGAGGUUACUGGGCCUGUACGAAAGUUGUUAAAGGGUGGGCGAAAUGUUGACAACAGCUUGAUUGCUGCAGUUAUUCGGAACUUGAAAGUUGUUAAGGACAGGUCCAAGGUUAUAGUUAUGGAUGCUGAUGGUACUAAUUCCAAAGGAAUUGCAAGAUCCUUGAGAACACUUGGGGUUAAGAGACCGUAUUUGAUGGCUGGCGGCUUCCAGUCUUGGGCGAAACAAGGUCUUAGAGUUAAGGAACUUAAACCAGAGACAGCACUUACUAUACUGAAUGAGGAAGCUGAGGCAAUAUUAGAAGAGCUUAGACCAUCUCCAAUACAAGUCCUUGGGUAUGGUGCGGGUUCUGCUGCAGCUUUGUAUGCAAUAAUAGAGUGGGAGACGACAUUGCAACUGAUUGCUAUUAUCGGCCUUGCUCUGAGUAUUUAUGGGCGUGUUUCAGAGUAUGCAAGUCCUGAAGACUUCAAGCGAGAUGUGGGGUUGCUGCUUACUCCUGUAAAAGUGGGAGCUGAAGCAUUUUCAUGGGCAGCUGGAAAAUUAGAAACCAACGGCAUCGGACUCCCAACAUCACCUUCUUCAUCAGCUGUUCAAAACCGGGUUUUGCAAGCUGCUGCGAAGCAUGAAUCUCAACCGUCUGAUACUGAAGGAGUACAGAAUCCGUCUUCUGAACCAGCGAAUCCAUUAAAUGAGAAUGUAGAUUUUUCAGAAGCAUAGAAUGUUUGGUUUGUCCUGAUGCAUUCUUCUUAAAUUUCAGAAGACAUUUAAUCCUUACAAUGUAUAAAGAGAACUAAACAUCUGAGUACUUACCUCGUCGAAAAUAACUUCUGUACAUUUUAUCAAAUCAAAUAAAUUUCACAGGUGAACCUGCGUUCCUGA
Messenger RNA from Mercurialis annua (annual mercury), 2297 nucleotides. RefSeq lists its product as uncharacterized. The transcript has 14 exons. The record is from RefSeq and is a predicted model, not a curated record. Lineage: Eukaryota; Viridiplantae; Streptophyta; Magnoliopsida; Malpighiales; Euphorbiaceae. Bases 255 to 2135 code for a protein of 626 amino acids. Gene Ontology annotation, biological process: de-etiolation; cellular response to calcium ion; regulation of stomatal closure.